Molecule: messenger RNA, 3712 nt
Organism: Drosophila pseudoobscura
Lineage: Eukaryota; Metazoa; Arthropoda; Insecta; Diptera; Drosophilidae
Gene: jus
Product: julius seizure
Exons: 6
Coding region: 171-1829 (552 amino acids)
Source: RefSeq, a predicted model, not a curated record
GACAGGGACUUUGAUGUGAAACGGAAGGGAGGCGGCGAUAGAAAGCGAGAGACAGGAAGGGCGCCAGAGGGCCAAAGGGCAAUUGAAGGGGAAGGAGAGGGGAAGGGAAUAGUGUGCAAAUUGAUAUUGCCGAGCAGCAUGGAUGAGGAGCACGACGACGAUCAAAUAAUAUGAGAUUAGAUGGGGCUUUAGAGCCCCGGCACCGUCACGGUCACGGUCACGGAGCUGCCAUCCUCAAGGGCCGCUUCCAUGGUGUUGCCCCACUGAGGCGCGAGACGCGUGAAAAAUGUGAGACAAAGCGAAACAAACAAGCUGACGAAGACGAUGAUGCAGCCACAGAUGCUGAGUGUUUGACCAGCAGCAACAACAACACCAGCAGCAAGAGGACAACAAUCAGCAGCAGCAACAACAGCAACAACUGCCACUGGCCGCUGGCAAACAAAGCCAACUUGGACUUCAACUUUGAGGGCAUCUCCACGGCAAGAGCAACAGCCCCAAGAGCUGGAGCCCGGGCCACUUCUUUGUGCGACGGAAACGUGAAACGCUCCUCCAUUGUCGCCACCCUAAAAAAGCGUGCCCAGCCAUCGUUAAUGCUAAUGGCCGCCACUGAGGGGCCAAAGAACCCCAUUCCGAACCCGGACCCGAAUCCGAACCCGAACCCGAAGAAAAGCAUUAGCAUGGGCAGGAGCGGGAGCGGGAGCAGGGGCAGGCGCCAAGGCAUUGGCCCGGCCCUGGAGCGAGGUUGGGCUAAGGAAUGGGAUUUGGGCUUGAGCCGGCACUGGAGCUGUGACUGGGGCUGGGGCGCUCCCCUCAGCACGUUUGUCCUGUGCCUGAUUUCCGUCAUUGCCCUGCUGCCGCCUCUAACGCUCGGCGAUGACGGUGAUAAUUUCUUUGCCGUAAAUGCCUUCAGCGCGGGACCGGAGACGACAACCCCAGAGUUCGAUUAUGCCAGCCGCGGAGUGAAGAAGUUUGGGGACAAGUGCGAUAACACCUUGGAGUGCGGUUUCCCCGGCUCCAUAUGCGAUCCCAAGAAGAAGUCCUGCCAGUGCACCGAGGAUCUGGCCGUCACCAAUCACUAUGAUAAAUGUGGCAAAGAGGCCGCCGUGAACGAGUCCUGCUUCUUCAACGAGCAGUGCGAACAGAAGUACUUUCAGACGGAGUGCCGCGACGGACGAUGCGCCUGCCGCUUCGAGAUGUCGCCCGUUUGGGGCAAGGAUGGCACUGUGGAGUGUGCAGGGCGCCAGGACAAGCGGGGACCCGAGACCUACAUCGAUCCGGCCAUGAUUGGCGUGCUGGUAGGAAUGGCAUUGAUGUUUAUUAUUAUUUGUGUCGUCCUGCGAUUGUUUAGCCAAGCCCGCUGGCAUGAGAACCGGACCAUCUUCAAUACGCCCAAUCCGCGCCUGAUGAACGUCUCGCUGCUGCGCGACAGCAAGCUGCUCCACGGGCAGGAGCGACGAGGCUCCCGGAUGUCGGUGCGCGCCCCAUCCCGUCAGCCCAGCAUGGCCUCGCUGCGUCCGCACUCGCCCAAUCCGUCGCUAGGUAAGACAGGUUCCGAUGAACACGGCAACGGCAGCAACGCCUCGGGCACAUCAGUGCGGUCCAAUCGCAGCAAUUCGGUGGCUCCCGGCAAGAUUUCCCAUCAUGAGCGCCACGGAUCCGCACAUCGCCAGCACCACCCCCAUGGACACCAGCAGCAGCAUCAUCACCAGCAGCUGCAGCCCCAGUCGCAGCCGCAGUCGCCGCAGGAGCAGGCACUGAUCACCAACAUCACCACCAAUCCGGUGGCCGAGAGCGUGACCGUCGAGAUCAUCGAGCCGGGACAGAAGUAGGACGAGCAGCAGCAGCAGAAGGAGGAGGCAGAACAGCAAGGCGAGGAAUGGAGCAUGGUAUGCUAGACCAGAUUAAUGGCGAACUCUCUGACACGAACACUGAACACUGAACACGAAUUCGAAUCGUCGAUAUACGAGUAAACACACACACACAUACAUAUAUGCGAUGUACUUAGUCACGAUAUAUGCACGCGAUAAUAAGGCUGGCUCCCCCGGAUGGGCGGGGCUAGGCCCGACACUCACACAUGAUGCCAUUGUUAGACUCUUUUUGACACAGACAAUUUUUGCAAUUAGUGGAAAAUUUUUGAACCAAACCAAUUAUAUACUUAUUAUAUAUAUAUUGUACGAAGCAUAUAACAACUUUUGCUGACACCCUCACACAUACACCCAAGAAAAGCAAAAACAAAAACAAAAACAAAGACAAAAACUAAAACAAAAACAAAGAAAAUGCUAAUGAAUUACUAACGAUAUAUGCAUAUAUAGCGAGCAAAGCGUACAUUGAACAGAUAUACGCGACUACACCGUAAAAAAUAUUGAAAAAAACCUUGCAUAACAAAUUCAUACUAAUCUUUUUUUUCAACCAAAAAAAAAGCAACAAAAAACAAACAAAGAAAACCAAUGAAGAAAACUUUAUUCAUUUAUAUAAAAAAUAUUGUAAUGCAGUUGAACUAUAUUCUAAGCUUUGGGUUGAAGGAGGCUUUAGGAAACAAAACAGAGAAAGACCCACUAGGCAUAGAGAAACGAAACCGUAGAGAGACCCUAGUGUCAGGCACUCAGAUCUCAGAUCUCAGCUCGUAGCUCGUAGUGUUCUAUAACCAAUCAAUCUCAAUUGGUGUGACGUGACCCCCUUUUCGCGGAGGGUCAGUGCGGAAUCAUUGCCAAAAACGAAAUGAAUUCGGAUUAAACCAAAAGCAAUUCGCUGAUACAACGCCUUAUCUAUACUCGUAACUAUAGUGACAAGCCGACUCAGAUCGCGACUGAGCCACGCCUCCAAUUGCCGCUCUAGCUCCCACAUAUGGAUGUUAGCCCAAGAUGGAAAUGGUAGGAAACCAAGAUGAAGAAAUAUUAAACAACCUCGGGACCAUAUUUUAUAAUCAAAAUAUGCGUUUCAUUGCGAAGCACGCACGUUCAGAUUAUCCUUGUUUUCAAAUUUCAUUUCUCUCGCUCUAGGGAUUGAGAAACGGCAAGAUCGUACCUAUAUUUUUACCAACUUUUUGCCAGCAAAAAAAGAGCAAAAGUCUUAGGGAACACACAGACACACACACAACACAAAAUGAUACUAAGUAUAAUGAAUAUAUACAAUUAAUGCUAGCAGUACGCACACACCCUAUACAUAGAAUCUAAAUUGACUUCCAGUCGAAUAAUGCCUAUUAUAUUUUGACCUAAGUUCUACUACUACGACCCUGUAAACAAUUUGUGCUAAAUUUGGUUUAACAGCAAUUUCCACCACUCACCGAUCGGGAUCGAGGCCGGGGGGGACCUGGGAUUGUGCAUUGGGCUAGCCGGGAAUAGGGGAAGAUUUUCGGGUCUGUCCAAUGCAGAGUUCGAAGCGGUGCCCGCUGAAAGAUGAUCUCCAAGUUAUAGCCAUAGUAGAUAUAGAAGUUUGAGAUCGAUAAGGUUUAGUUGUUGCCCCCAGACACCAUGGAAAAACAGAGAACUCUCAUUUGCUUUUGUGCUCAAUCAAAGAAGCUUAACUGUGAGAAUAACAAAACGAAUACAAGAUACAAAUAACUGUAGAGCAAGAAAAUAAUCUUAAAAUGCUUGAGAACUCUAGCUAAACAAUUAAAAUUAGUGUAACUCUAACGACGAACAACAAAAAAAAAACAAAGCAAAAACCAGAACAAUUUUAUUAAAGCAUCGAAUUUUUCUUAAAAACCAAAAAA